AAGAGGUUGAAGAUGCCAGCGAGCCGACCAAGCGUGACCGGUCCCACCUGGAGAACACCCUGAAGCUCAAUGAGGAGAAACCUGCCGAUGAUGUCUCAGGAGUACUGCAGCGGCUGAGGAAGAUCUACCACUCCUCCAUCAAGCCCCUGGAGCACUCCUACAGAUACAACGAGCUGAGGCAGCACGAGAUCACAGCUUACCCCGGACGCACCCUGGGCUCCUCGGCCACAGAUGGGGAGAUCACUUCCAAGCCUAUGGUGCUAUUCCUGGGACCGUGGAGCGUCGGCAAAUCUUCCAUGAUAAACUACCUCCUGGGGCUGGACAACACUCCCUACCAGCUCUACACAGGGGCAGAGCCCACCACCUCCGAGUUCACUGUCAUCAUGCACGGCCCCAAGCUGAAGACCAUCGAGGGCAUCGUGAUGGCUGCUGACAGCGCCCGCUCCUUCUCGCCCCUGGAGAAGUUUGGGCAGAACUUCUUGGAGAAGCUGAUUGGCAUUGAGGUCCCCCACAAACUGCUGGAGCGAGUCACCUUCGUGGACACGCCGGGCAUCAUUGAAAACCGCAAGCAGCAAGAAAGAGGUUACCCAUUCAACGAUGUGUGCCAGUGGUUCAUCGACAGAGCCGAUCUCAUCUUUGUUGUCUUUGACCCCACAAAGCUGGAUGUGGGCUUGGAGCUGGAGAUGCUGUUUCGUCAGCUGAAGGGCCGUGAGUCUCAGAUCCGAAUCAUCCUGAACAAAGCUGACAGCCUGGCUACCCAGGAGCUGAUGAGAGUCUAUGGUGCCUUGUUCUGGAGCUUGGCUCCUCUCAUCAAUGUCACAGAGCCACCCAGGGUGUACGUUAGCUCCUUCUGGCCCCAUGACUACCAUCCAGAAACCCACAGAGACCUGUUCCUCAAAGAAGAGAUAUCGCUCCUGGAAGAUCUCAACCAGGUGAUUGAGAACAGGAUGGAGAACAAGAUUGCCUUCAUCCGCCAGCACGCCAUCCGGGUGCGCAUCCACGCCCUGCUGGUCGAUCGCUAUCUCCAGACCUACAAGGACAAAAUGACCUUCUUUAGCGAUGGAGAACUGGUGUUCAGGGACAUUGUGGAAGAUCCUGACAGGUUCUAUAUCUUUAAAUCCAUUCUGGCAAAGACCAAUGUCAGCAAAUUUGACCUCCCCAACCGCGAGGCUUACAAGGACUUCUUUGGCAUCAAUCCCAUCACCAGUUUUAAGCUGCUAUCUCAGCAGUGUUCCUACAUGGGAGGGUGUUUCCUAGAGAAGAUCGAGAAGGCCAUCACCCGUGAGCUUCCCGAUCUCUUGGGAAGCAUCGGCUUGGGGAAGAAGCCCAAUGUCCUCUCCUGCGACGUCACUGGCUGCGGCGAAACCCCAAAGAAUCGCUACAGGAAGCCCUAAGGUGAUCCACAACCCAACUGUCCACAUGUUCCUACUGGUGAAUGAGCUUAUGUCUUAUCUGUCCAAGAAGCCAUGGUUUGUUAACCCUUUGAGUGCCGCGCUGGCAAAGGCUACCGUAUUGAUGAGGACUUUUGAGUCAUUGACGUCGAUGGCAGGGGAAGAUGGGUGGGCAUAAGGAAGAGAAUAAAAACUGUGAAUUCCUGACAUUUUAUCUUUGUUCUUUUGAGUAGAAGGCAAUGUUUAAGCUGUAAGUAUGAGCAAUGCAUGGGCAGGACUGCAGCUGCUUUUCCACUGGUGCCAAGAGUGCGUGAAGAGGAAUUUCAGCCUCUGCAUCCCUGAAGCCAUGAGGGAAUGAGAACAAGGGCACAGCUUGAGAACACAGGGGAGAGCAGUGACACACUAACCCAGGCAUCACCGGGAGCACUGGUCAAGGAAAGAGAAGCCAUGUCCCAGCUGUUGUUUUCAGGCACAAACCUGCUACAAAUCUCAGCAAAUAUUGAUCUUGUUUUUAUUUCUGAGACCUCUAGGUCACCUGGUGAGUUCUGUUUUCACUUGACAGCUCAGUUGAUUUUCUGCAGCCUUCAUGGGGGUGUUUGACUUAAGAAGGAGCAUUUGAAGGGACACUUGUAGCUCCAGACAGGCAGCUGUGAUGGGAUUUGCAAGUCCAUGGCAAAGGAAGAAAUGGAGUGGAAAGGAGCAGCCAUCACUGGCUGAGCUGUGCUGGAGGAGGAGGGCCAGCACCCCAAACCAGAUGGUCCCACAAGGAGAUGUGAACAGGGUUUCCUUCCCUGGACCAGCACAGAAGAAGGCACUUCAUGCCUAUGUGUGUCAUUAACCUCAAAACCCAUGCUAGCAAGUCUUGUCUUUAGACCAGCAGGGCUCCAAGGUUGCGGGUUUGGCAGUUUGCCUUUGUUCAAGUCCAUGUUGCUCUUUUCUCAGUUAGCCCUCCGUGGUUUUGUGCUCUGUGGAGGGAGGCAGGAAGGGGGGUCAUUAAGCUGUGAAGUUAAAAAGGUCACAUCCCUUUUGCCUACCUGCUGAUCUGUCCUCCCCAGGACAGUCCAGGCAGGUUUCUGGGGAUUGCUUUCCAAACUCCUCCCUUUUUAGCCAUUUGUUGGCUCGUCUCUGAGCAUCAGUGCUCAGUCCUGAAGGAGUAUUGCUUUGGAAGCACCCGAGCAGGGUGAAGUUCCCCAUGGACAUCUGACCUUGAAACUUGGCCCUCAUGGACAGCAUUGCUGUCUGCCAAGCUGAGCCCAAACCAACCAGGUGAUAGUUGUCAUCCUGGAUGGAAAACCGGCACCUUCAAACCCACCAAGAACCUGCUGAAAGCCCUUCCUCCUGCCAAACACCCACAGCAAGCACUGCUCUCCAGGAAACCUCUGGAGAAAAGGGACAGAAGCAAGAGGACAUGGAGAUGCUGGCUAAAGCAAGAAAAAGGCAAAAGGAAUGAAAGAGGGAAAGAGAAAGCUGGGAAUGGAAGCCUGCGUUGUGAUGGGGAGGGUGUGAAGGGCAUCUCCACAUGUGCAACAGGAAGUGAGCUAAGGCAGGAGGCCUGGGAGAGCUCCGUGUCCCCCAGACACUGCAAUGAAGAGGUGCUCUUGAGUCCAGGUGAGUUUGAGGGGAUGCUGCUGCAGGGACCUGAAUGUUCCUGGCCUCUGCUUCGAGGUAGGACUUGACAUUUGAACUAAUGAAGCCGAGACUGAAAUCUACGUCCAAGCACAGGGCAGGGCGUGGUUCAGGAAGAGGGAUUUUGCCUGCAGUGCAGAGGGAGCAGAGGUGCAAGGGAAGGCAAGCAGUGCCAGGGAGAGCAGCACCCAGAGCAGUGUGGAGAGAAGGGAUGUGCUUGUGAGUCUCAAACCUGCUCCAUUGCUGCUGCCCCUCUGCUGCAAUUCCUUCUUUCUUGUCCGUGAUCCCGUUGCUCAUCAGUUUUCCUCUCCAUCUGUCGUUCACUCUCCUCUGUCACACUGGUCUGCAUGGUUUUUUAAGAGCUAAUGGAAUAGAAUCACCAAGAGAAACUGGCUGAUGUUGUCACUGUUCCUGCUAUCACACUGUGUGUCAUUGUCACAGAAAGCAAAGGCCUUUAAACAUUUCUGUUUGCAAGCACUGUAUUGCACCAUCUCUUUCCUAGUUCCUCUGUCACCCUAAAGCCCAUGGGGUACCCAGGGAAAGGCCCCCUGCCCCACAAGAAGUAUUGACCUUGAAGGCACUGAAGUGCUCUCAGGCCACUCCCAUCGUUCUCUCCACCCUUUCUCUGGUUUCCUUUUGCUUUAUUUUCCAGUCCUCAUUGCCUCCUCUCCUCCCUUCCGCUUCCCUGCAGCACCUGCACGCCCUGUGCAAAGCCCUGGUGCCUGUGUGCGGGAUGGGCUCCUCCGUGACAGCCAAAACCCUUUCCCCCCAAUAUGGCUCUUUUGGGUUUUCCUUCCAAAGCCCUGGCACUGGGGGUCUGUUCCCUGUGGCACACACUGACCCAGCUCCGUGCUGCCUCAGGGAGAAGCCACCACUGAGAUGCCUCCUCUCCCACAGAUCCAGGUGGCUGUCAGUCCCAAGAGGAUUGCAGUUCCCUGCCCAGUUCUCACUGAGCUUUCUCAGGAGACCUCUGGGAAUCUGGGAGUGGAAAAAUGGGGAGCAGGGAGACAUUUUCAUUCUGCUGAGAAACUCAAAGCCCCUCAGAAUUUGGGGGAGUGGAACAUCUUGCCUAAGAGCUUCAUGGGAGGGAGGGAGCUGGGACACAGGCCCUGUAGAUGCCCGUGAUCAUGUGCAUUGGGAUAAAACUGUCAGCUUGAACAUCAGCCUGUCUAAUAAAACCUGAUAUUUUCCAAACACA
Messenger RNA from Zonotrichia albicollis (white-throated sparrow), 4215 nucleotides. Lineage: Eukaryota; Metazoa; Chordata; Aves; Passeriformes; Passerellidae. The record is from RefSeq and is a predicted model, not a curated record.